AGCAAAACCUAUUCUGAUUGGAACUUGCUGGGGUAUUCUUCGGCCGGGGAUCCCCGGGGGCGGCCCCGCGCGUGCGAAUUAGAAAUGUCUGAACCAGUCACCGGAGAUCUUAGCACGUCUCCGGCCCGUUGGGCUGGCGAAUUCACACUCAUACGCUUAUACUUCCUCCCUCCUCCCUCACCGCUCCUUACGGCUCACCCGAGAGGUACUUCCAUCCCAAGGAAACCGGCUUCAGGGACCUCGGUUGUGGCGGCGCAUACGACGGCCAGGGUGGUGGCUGGGGACCCCAGGACUUGCUGCUGCUGCUGCUGCUGCCGCCGCCGCCGCCGCCGCCGCUGCUGCUGCUGCUGCUGCUGCUGCUGCUGCUGCUGCUUCUCUCCCCCUUGUGUGUCUUCGAAUGACCGAGGCCUGGGAUUGUUUUGGCCCUUUUGCGCCCUUUGAUGCCUUUGAGGGCCACGGGGACUACCUCCUCCUCGACCACCACCUCCUCCUCUUCGUCCUCCUCGUCGUCGUCGUCGUUCUCUUCCUCCUCCUCCUCCUCCUCCUUCUCCUCCUCCUCCUCCUCCUCCUCCUCCUCCUCCUCCUCCUCCCCGUGGGCCCUCUCAUCUGGGCGUCGCGGCAAGCACGGCCGGCGUUUCUGCCCUGCUUCGGGUCUCGGUGGCUCCACGGAUCGAUUUGGAGAGAUCCCGUGGCAAGGUGGGUUUGGCCGCUAUUUACUGGCAGCGGCGCGCUUUCUUUCACGACGUCGGAUCCGAGUACCCGCCAGCCCACCCGCGCCCCCAUACGGGGCGUGUAGGUUUAUCCCGCUCCAGCUUUGAGGAGAAGAAAGGCGGCAGAGGCGGCGGUGGCGGCGGCCGAGGGGGCGGCGGCGGCAAGGGCAGCGGCGGGGGCGGCGGCGGCCGAGGCGGCGG
Messenger RNA from Prorocentrum cordatum, 911 nucleotides. The record is from the annotation of a GenBank genome assembly. NCBI's taxonomy places the organism in Eukaryota, Dinophyceae, Prorocentrales, Prorocentraceae.